CGGAUCCUGGCUUUAUUCCUCUUAAACCCUUCCUCACCCAAGAGACAGUCUGCAAAUCGCUCUUAACAUCGAAGCGUUUCUUCAGCAUCUUAUCCUCCUUUACCAAACCAUCCAUGGCGUUUCGAAUCAAAGAAAUUAUCACCGAAUUGUAAUUUUAUUUAUGUUUUAGUUCUCUGGACAUUGCUCGAGCAUCGGAAGCAGCAAUGGCGACCCUUUAUCCUUCUCACUUAUUAUCUGCGUCCUCCCACCUCCAAUCCUCCACUAAAAUGGCGUUCGGGCCUCACCCUUCUCCUUCUUCCCAUGGGCUCAAGAUGGGUUUGGCACAGUGUAAUGAAAUACAUGCCUUUGGUCAGAGUUUUAAGCCUUAUGGGCUGCGUUCAAAUUCUCGGCACAAUAUCUUGCAUGCAAUAAAUAUGACUGCAGGACAGUCAGAUGACUCAGGGAAGAUGAAAUUUGAUCAGCUGAUUGAUAAAGCAAGACAAGUGUGGGAAAGUUCUCCACAACCUGUCAAGAGCUUCCCUUGGAAAAGAGCAGCACAAAACUUUGUUCAGCUCAUCAUUGACCUUAUACUAGCAGUUGUCAAGUACUUGUGUGUACCUCUAUUUGCAGUUUCCUCGCUUAGUGAAAUGUCUUACUGUGCUCAUGAAAGGAAGUUGUUUUUCAUUCCUAUUCCUGUCCUCAUUGGAAUGGCUAUUGCUGAAGUCUUUAAACUGGCAGCACUGGAUGCUUCUCCACGUCUUAAGGAUGCAGAGGUUCCCUGGCAUCUGAUUCUUAUGGCAAUUUUCUUCACACUGCUCAAAUUGCCGGGUCCAUAUUACCCAUUUUGGGGGAGAAUAUUAAUCCCACACUUUGCUAAUGGGGGUUUGUUGAGGACAUUAUGGCUUGCGUUUUUGUGGUACAGAAGACCUCAAAAGGCAUUGAGAAUGGCACCAUCACAACAUGCUGAAAGUGACGGUCGGUCUGAAGUUGAGCCAAAUAAGCUCUAGUUCAUGCGUCCAAAACUGCACCAGAUGAAAUUUUCUCCGCUGAAAGAAAUUACUCAAAGGCGGAAGCGGCAUCGAUUUGGAGAUAUAAUGAGCGGUUCUUGGGAUGCCUUUGGUGGUCUUGGUAACUGCUACACAUUUUGCCUUGUUAGGAAACCUUUGUAACUCUCAUUUCUAUUUCUUUUGUUUGGUCGGGAGAGGAAGGUGUGCAGGUUUCGAGUAGCUAAGGAGAAAUUUAAUAUUCAGUAUGUUGGAAAAUUAUUGAUACAUGAUAUACAGAUUGUUGAAGCUCUGUGUUUUGAUUGUUUGUCUUCAUACAAGUGUUCCCUAGAGCAGGACAUAUUUAAACAGAAAUCAUCGACUUUACAAUAUACCAUUGAUUCCAAAA
Molecule: messenger RNA, 1371 nt
Organism: Pyrus x bretschneideri (Chinese white pear)
Lineage: Eukaryota; Viridiplantae; Streptophyta; Magnoliopsida; Rosales; Rosaceae
Exons: 4
Coding region: 204-986 (260 amino acids)
Source: RefSeq, a predicted model, not a curated record